AUGCGACUGUUCAAGUCAUUUUCGGGAGGUUACGACAAGGUCACGGCGAUUGAUUGGUCUCCCGACGGAAAGUGGAUCGUGGCCGCAAACAAGGAUUUAACGGCCAGGAUUUACUCCCUGGAUUCCCUCAAAAUGUACAAGCCGGUGCGGCUGACUGGGCACAAGGAUGUGAUUGUAGGCGCGUUCUUCUAUGGAGGGGGCUCUGCCAUUAUGACUGGAGCUGGCCCGAACUUCAAACGGGCGGACGUGGCUCUGGGUUUAAGGGGGGUUCAGGGGGGACAGGAUGGGCUGGGGGAGGGCCCUGGGGGGGCGGAAAAGGCGCUGCGGAUAUACACGGUGUCGAAAGACGGCGCGCUGUUCUCGUGGUUCUUCGAUCCGCUGCACAAGGGCUGGCGCAGGCGGAAGGGGAAGGGGCGCAGAGCGAGCAGGGGGGACCAGGGGGAUAAGGGGCUCAAAGUUUAUAAGAAGUCUACGGAGGGGGAAGGUGGGGAGGUGGUAGAUGAUGAGGGGGAGGAUGGGGAUGAUGAGGAGGGGAAUGAGGAGAAGGACGAGGAUGAGGAGGAUGAGGAGGAGAAGGACGAGGAUGAGGAGGAUGAGGAGGAGAAUGAGGAGGAGAAUGAGGAGGAGAAUGAGGGGAAGGAUGUGAAGAAAGAGAAAGGGAAGACGAAGGAAGGAGAAGAAAAGGAGGAGGAGGAGGAUGAGGAGGAGGAGGAGGAGGAGGAGGAGGAGGAGGAGGAGGAGGAGGAGGAGGAGGAGGAGGAGGAGGAGGAGGAGGAGGAGGAAGAGGAAGAGGAAGAGGAGGAGGAAGAGGACGAGGAAGAGGAGGAAGGGGCUGAGGUGGAGGCGGAUGGUGGAAUGGAAGAGAAAGCAGAAAAGGAUGACGAGGAAGACGAGGAUGAGGAGGAGGAAGAGGAGGAGGACAAAGAAGAGGAGGAAGAGGAGGCGGAGGCAGAGGGGGAGGAGGAACAGCCAAGAAAGAAAUCACGGCUGGUAGAAAAGGCACCCGCACCCACCCAUGUCCGCCGGGACUUCCGAUUGGACGAGGGCAAGUGGCGCCUGGAGGCGAAACAUUUCUUCAUGCUGCCCAAGGCGCGCCUCACCUCCUGCGACCUGCACAAGCCGACCAAUCUCCUCGUCGCCGGCUUCUCCUCGGGCAUCUUCGGGCUGUACCAGCUGCCCGAGUUCGCCACCCUGCACCUCAUGUCCAUCUCCCGCACCAAGAUCUCCUCCGUCUCGUUCAACGAAGCAGGGGACUGGGUGGCAGUGGGCUGUGCGCGCCUGGGGCAGCUCCUCGUAUGGGAGUGGCGCUCUGAGACCUAUGUGAUGAAGGUCCAGGGUCAUUUCUACGAUGUCAGUUGCGUUGCGUUCUCGCCGGACGGCACCCGUGUGGUAACCGGGUCGGACGAUGCCAAGGUGAAGGUCUGGAGCCUCGCGUCGGGGUUCUGCUUUGUAACGCUCGCGGAGCACACCGGUCCGGUAACCGCUGUCGCAUUUCUCCCGUCCGGCGGCGCAGGGUCGGCAGCGGCGGCGGCGGCGGGCGGCGCGGGCGGCGGCGGGGGCGGCGGGGCGGUGGUGAGUGCGUCCCUGGACGGCACGGUGCGGGCAUUCGACCUGCUGCGGUACCGCUGCUUCCGCACUCUCACCACGCCGCAGCCCGUGCAGUUUGCGUCGCUCGCCGUGCACCCCUCGGGCGAGGUGGUGUGUGCGGCGAGCCAGGAUGAUUUCCAGGUGUACGUGUGGAGCAUGCGGACGGGGCGGCUGUUGGACGUCUUAUCAGGGCACGAGGGGCCCGUGCACAGCCUCUCUUUCUCUCCUACGCAGGAACUGCUAGCGUCAGCAGCGUGGGACAGCACGUGUCGCCUGUGGGACGUGUUUGAAGCCAAGGGCGGCACAGAGCCCCUCCCCCACUCGCACGAGGUGCUCGCCCUCGCCUUCCGCCCGGACGGCCGCCAGCUGGCAACCGCCACGCUGGACGGCCACAUCCACCUGUGGGACCCCCUGGAGGGUGAGCUGCAGGGGAGUAUCGAGGGGCGGCGGGAUUUGGUCGGCGGGGCGGCGGCGGCGGGCGGCAAGGGCGGCAAGGCCGCGCGGGGGGCGCUGCGGCUGGGGGAUAAGAGCUUUCGGAGUUUGUGUUACUCGGCGGAUGGGUGUUUUUUGCUGGCUGCUGGGACAAGCCGAUACGUGUGCCUUUAUGACGUGGCCGAGAUGCUGCUGCUGCGGCGCUACCUCAUAACGAGCAACAAGUCUCUCUCAGGCGCCAUGGACUCACUCAACCCGCACCGCAUGACAGACGCGGGCCCGCUCGACAUCCUCGAUAUAAGCGACUCCGAUUUGGACGACAACGACCUCGAUGACUCGCACCACCAGCGCCGCCACACGCUGCUCGGCGCCGACCUCCCCGGGGCGGCGAGAAACGGCAGCCAGCGCCGCCCGGAGAUCCGCGUGAAGGCAAUCCAAUUCUCGCCGACCGGGCAGUCCUGGGCGGCGGCGACAACCGAAGGGCUCGUAGUGUUUGGGUUGGAUGAAGGGGUUGUGUUCGAUCCAUCGGAUCUAGACAUGGAUGUUACACCGGCGGCUGUAGCGGCUGCUACAGCCGCUGGGCUGCAUGCGAGGGCGAUACAGAUGGCGCUGCGGCUGAAUGAGACGAAGCUGCUACAGGACGCGAUGAUGGCGGUGCCGCCCGAGCGGCUGGGUGGUACAGUGUCGGCCCUGCCAAGGAAGCGGCUGGGGAAGGUGGUGGCAGCGGUGGCGGCUAUGCUGGAAGGGCGGCCUGAGCUGGAAUACGUGCUGCUGUGGUGCAAGGAGUUGGUGCUGCAACACGGCAAGGCACUUGCCCUGCCGCCUGGCACGCCAGGGCGGGCGGCGCUGCGGCCGCCCAUGCAAGCGCUGUCACGGGCGCUGACCCAGAUGCACGAUGACCUGGCGCUCUCUGCCUCGUCCAAUCAGCACCUCCUGCAGUACCUCGACUCGCUGCCCGCUCCCCCCGUUCCCACCACGACUACAUGA
This is a messenger RNA of Closterium sp. Naga37s-1, 3006 nucleotides long. NCBI's taxonomy places the organism in Eukaryota, Viridiplantae, Streptophyta, Zygnematophyceae, Desmidiales, Closteriaceae. The record is from the annotation of a GenBank genome assembly.